Messenger RNA from Eimeria tenella, 1023 nucleotides. RefSeq lists its product as uncharacterized. The record is from RefSeq and is a predicted model, not a curated record. Lineage: Eukaryota; Apicomplexa; Conoidasida; Eucoccidiorida; Eimeriidae. Bases 1 to 1023 code for a protein of 340 amino acids. The transcript has 2 exons.
AUGCUUCCACCGACUGCCUUCUGCGUCCGCUGUGGGGCAGCCUUGCUGCGCUUGCCCCAAAGGCACUCAGCAGCAGCAGCAGCAGCAGCAACAGCAGCAACAGCUGCUGCUCCUGCAUCAUUAAAUAGGCCUGCCACUGCUUCAUUUUUACUGCCCAGAACAGCAGGCGCUGCUGCGGGUCGCCCUCUAACUGCAGCGACUGCAGCAUUAAGAGCAGCAGCAGCAGCAGCAGCAGCAGCAGCGCCGGGAACAGCAGCAGCAAGGCCUUGGGGUUAUGCUGCUAGUGGACUGUUCGCUGCAGAGAAAACCCGCGGGCUGCUAGCAACAAGCAGCAACGCGAGCAGCAGCAGCAACAGCAGGGGUGAACACAGCAGUGGGAGCAAUAGGCACUACAGCAGCAGCAGCAGCAGCAACAGCAACAGCAACAGUAACAGCAGCAAAGUGAUGCCGGCCAGCGGAAGAAGGCCUUCACCGUGGUUGCUGCUUGCUGUCGAGAUGCUGCCGCCAGCUGCUGCAGCAGUCCUUGCUGCUGCUGCAGGGCUGCAACCCCCGCAGCAUUCUGCUGCUGCUGCUGUUUCUACCGCCAACACCUCUGCUGCUGCUGCUGCUGUUGAGGCAGCUCUAGGAAAGGGGGCUCACGGCAAGGCCGACGCAGAGUGGCUUGCACUGCUGCAGCAGCAGCAACAGCAACAGCACGAGGAGCAACAGCAGCAGCAGCAGCGGCAGCAGCAGCAGCAGCACAACCAGCAGCAGCACGAGCAGCAGCAGCUGGCGCCGCGGGGCGUAUACAGUCAAAGCGGCCGAAUGUAUGAUGCGGUGGUACAGCGCUACCUGCAGCAGCAGCAGCAGCAGCAGCAAAUACCGUGGAUGCAGCAGCAGCAGAAGCAACAGACUGUAAAGCAGCAGCAGCAGCAACAGAAUCAGGAUCCUUCAGGCGCCGCAGCUUCCUCUGGGGAUGUUCCAUGGUUUGCUGCUGCUGCUGCUACUGCUGCUGCUGCAGCUGCAGCAGCUGCGGCUUGUUGA